Molecule: messenger RNA, 5464 nt
Organism: Pungitius pungitius (ninespine stickleback)
Lineage: Eukaryota; Metazoa; Chordata; Actinopteri; Perciformes; Gasterosteidae
Gene: samd9l
Product: sterile alpha motif domain containing 9 like
Exons: 3
Coding region: 134-4804 (1556 amino acids)
Cellular component (GO): cytoplasm
Molecular function (GO): protein binding
Source: RefSeq, a predicted model, not a curated record
GCUCUGCUCAGUCUUAAAAGGCAGAUCGAGUGAUUGUACUGCAGUUCUCCGUUAGACGUUAAUCGGUAACAACGCCUGAGGAAAACCAUCACAGGAGAGGAAAAGGCUCACCGGUUUCAUUCCGAGAUGGAAGAUGAUAAAAGAAGAAGCCAAAGAUGAUAAUGUGACGAAGUUAAAACAAAUCAUGGCUGACAAACAUGAGCAGCCACCUGAGGGUUGGACUGAAUCUCAAGUUAGCGACUGGCUAACAUUAAUUGGAGUGAAGAAGCAGUACAUAGAAAAGCUGUAUGAGGAAGAGGUGAACGGAAAAAUCCUUCUUGCACUGGAUGAGGACUUUUUGAAGUCAAAGAUUGGCAUGAAAUCGGGGCCUGCCCAUUUAAUUAUUCAAAAGAGAGAUGAGCUCAACAACUCCAAGGAAAAGUCUCAAGUGAAGAAAAAGACCACCAUUGGCAAAAAAAAGGAGUUUGAGCAGAUAAACAUUGAUAACAAAUCUGUUCAAAGUGAAGGUCCUCUGGCACAGAUUCCUGAGAAAGAUCAAGCUGUCGUUAAAAAUCGACCAGCAGGUAAGGAACAACAUGUGUUCCCUGCAAAAGAAGACUGCAGACCACGACCGUUUGAUCAAGAAGGGAUUGAUUUCAUAUAUGUAAAGCACAGAGUCCUGCAACCUGAAUCGGGUGCUUUUAAUCUGAUAUCUCCAUGCCAUGAAUUUAAAUCUUUAGCCAAAGCCGCUACAUUGGAUCGUACAAGACUUCAGGCUAAGUUUGCCAGAGAGGUCCUUAAGUUUGCAACUGGCUGUAUGAAUAUCAGAUCGAACGGCACAAUACACUUUGGCGUGAUGGACAGCAAGGAUGAUGCGGGAUAUGUGCAUGGUGAGAUAAUUGGUAUCCCUGUUCAAGAGAAAGACAUUUAUGUCGACGCCUUGGACUACAUUGAAAGGAGUUUCUCUUCUGGCAGGGAGCAUGUACGCGAGUGUGUACGGCCACCAAGGUUCAUUGAGGUUGUGGAUCGAGAAAGUACAGAAAAGAUGUACGUGGUAGAGGUUGACGUUGUGCCUUCCAUAAGUAUUGUUAAGACCAAGGUGUAUAAAGUACGUCUGCCAAACUUUAAAGAGGCAUCCAACCAAGUAGAAUUUGAGAAAGAAACGAUUCUGCGGAGGGUGGGUUCAAAGACAGAACCGGUGCUGGAGAGAGACAUUAGUGACUUUCAUGAACGUAUCAAAGAUCGAGAUGAGCAAAGAGAAGAAGCAGAAAAUAAUCUGUUCCUCAGUGCCCCAGACUGCUGCCAAGACCUCGGACGGAAACUCAAAAUGCUAAUGACUUCGGGAAAGAAAUUCAUCGAAAAGGGGAAAUGGUUCAUACUCGUCACAAACAAAUUCAACCCGGAUGAUCUAUGCAGCAUUCAAUGGCUGCUUAACUUGAACAUGUUCUGUGUGUUUGACUUUGACCCAGACUCAAAGAUUUCAGGUCUUUGCAGUAAGUACCUGCAGCAUCACAUUGCAAACAUGCAUUCUCUGCAGAGCUACAGGAUAUCCGGUGACAUGAGCAUCAAAGAAUUCACAAGCCACUUGCAUCUGUUUGAGCAAACUAGCUGGAUCUUUUGUAAUGGCCGAACUGACUUCAAAGUAGAUGAGACUCCAUGCGAGGAAAUGACUUGGAUCAAAACAAAAAUGACUGUCCUGAGGGAAUCUGUAUCUUUGAUCUGUAAACAAAUCUUGCCAAAGGGGAUAUUCCAGGUCGUAUUUCUUCUCACAUCCCCGGUUGACAAACCCCUCUUGCACACCUUUUAUGAGUUUUUCACAGACAUGGAAGGCCACGAAGACAUCAUCUGCAUCUGUGAGUCAGAGAAAAACUUCCAGAAGUGGCAAAGCUUUGCAGAGGGGUCAUGUGGAACAGAAAGUGUGAACAAUUCCAGUGUUGUUGGGAUGAAAAUGAGUCACAUUAAUUCAACUCUACAGCAAGUACAAUCUGUGGAAGCAUGCGCCAGGAAACACUUGCCAGUGUUUGUGAAAGGGACAUGUCUUCUUGAAACUACCGAAGAGGAAAAGAUGUAUUCCCUUGAGAUUCUGACGGUUGAUCAUUGUGAUGGAACAACUAAAGAAUUUAUUGAAGAAGAGAAAGCCAACAUUGACCAGCAGUUCUACCAUGGCGGUAGAAUAAAUUGGUUGAAUUUGUGGCUUUCUGAGCGCAAGUAUGUUGAAGAGAUCAUUGAAAGAGAUGCUUAUGAGGAAGUUUCCACUUUCGUCAAUGAUGCUUUGAAGUCGAAUGCCAAUCAAACUCCAGUGAACUGUAUAAACAUCUACCAUCAUCCAGGAAGUGGAGGCAGCACUGUCGCAAGACAGGUGCUGUGGAACAACAGGAAAAGUGUAAGGUGUGCAGUUGUGAAGCCUUCGUACCCAGCUGCUGUUGUUGCACAACAUGCAGUUGAACUGAGAGAAUAUGAAGAGAAAGAUCAACAGAAGUCUCUCCCCGUGCUGCUCCUCAUUGAGGACUCGGACAGAGAAUACCUAGAUGAUCUCAGGAAUGAACUGGAGGUUGCCACCAACACCAAGAGAAUCCUGCAUGGAACUCUGUGUUUCAUUCUGUUGAGCUGCAGACGCUCCCACGAUCCGGAGAAAAGAUGCAAGGAGUCUCCGCUGCAGAAUGUGUCCGUCACUCACAAGCUCUCUGAUCAAGAGAAGAGAAAGUUAGCCGGAAAACGAGAGGUGCUCGAGACACAAUACGAACCAGACUUCAUCCUGACGUUUGUUUUGAUGAGCGAAGGAUUCGAUGAAAAGUACGUUCAACAGUUUGUGGAACAUUUGCUGCAAGGCAUCAACCGCCAAGAUGUUGUCACUACCCUCAUUCUCUAUGUAGCACUGCUGAACACUUAUGUUCAAAACUCGUUCAUCUCUCAGUCCCAUUGUGAAGCUUUGCUUGGCUUGACCAUUCGCUGGAAAAUAUUUCGCCAACAUGAGUUUGAGGAAUCACUCGGUGACCGGGCUAAACUAGUCUUCUUGCACCUCAGGGAUGAAAAGACGCACAUUGAAUCAAUCAGAAUCAUCCAUCCACUCAUAGCAGAGGAAAUUCUUAAGCAACUUUUGGGGAACCAACAGACCCGAAGCAGUUUAGCCAUGGAUUUGCUCCGUGACGACGUGCUUUUUAAGAACAGAUUUGGAAGGGAGGAAUAUCUGUCAUUUUUGAGAGCCCUUUUCGUAAGGCGAGCCAGGAUAAGUAAAGGGGACACGUAUGAUAGUUUCUUCUCUCCUCUGGUUGAGCAUGUGAAUAAAAACGAAAAAAGCCCAGACAAAGCAAUUGACUUGCUCAAGGAAGCUUUUGAGCGUUUCAAUAAAGAUCCAUUCUUUGCACAACAACUUGCUCGUCUGCAUUACACUUAUGAAAAGUUUGAAGAGGCAAAAUACUGGGCAGAGACAGCGGCCAAAAAGCUGCCCAACAACUCGUACAUACUUGACACAAAAGGGCAAGUGUACAGGAAAUGGUUCCAAGCUAAGUGCAAAGCCAUUGAGAAUGACAAAGUACCAAAGACAGCCCAGAAUAUAGCAGAUGCUGUGGAGACGGCACUAAAAGCCCUCGAUUGUUUUCAGGAAUGUGAGAAAGCAGCUGACGCAGAUAUGGACAACAGUAAUACCUCCGGGUAUUUCUCUGAGGUUGAGGUUGGAUGCAGCCUGCUCAAACUGAUCUCUUCAUCGCAAGUGUUUGCAAACCGAACCAAUGGCCACUCCGAGUGCAUGAAGUACCUGUUAACAGAUUACAUACCUGAGGAGGUGGAAGACGCCUGGGAACCAUUCCAUGGCCGUUUGAAAAAACUAAAUAAGACGAUGCAUGAUGCCCUCGAAUGGAUUUCAGAAGACCUCAGUUACUUCCAGACAGACAUUGGUUUGGAUGGAGAAGAGACCCCGGACAGUUCUGAAGAGAAAAUAAGCAAUCCACUCAAAUGGUUGGCAAAGAGAUCUUCAGAGUAUGGGAAAUAUUUCAGUGAAACUUAUUUCACUGCGCUUCAAGGGGAAUCGGCUGCGGCCAAUCUGACUCCUUUUCAAAAGCGCAUGAUCAUCUUUAAACUUGGAGGGGGGAACAUAACGUCCAUCCUCUUCAAGCUAACUGAUCAGAGUAAUGCAGUCCGUCUUCUCGAGACCAUCCUUUCUCUCUACCCCAAUAAUCCAAAAAUGGCUAAAUUUGGACAAAGGGAUAUUAUCAAUUACAUAAUGGCCCACCUUACUCUGAAGUGCCUGUCGCCACAGAUUCAAAAGGUUCCUCCUCUAAAAGAUCUGCAAGCACUCUGUUUUCAGUUCCCAACUGAUAAAAGGAAAUGCUUACCAAGUGCCCUGUUCUUGUUAACCUUGCUAUUCUGGCCAGAGGAUCAUGACACAAAUGAUGAGAAAGAAAACAAAUAUGAAAUUGUGCGCUCAGCUGUUGAACACCUGGAAAACGGCUAUUGGACCAAGAAGAAGGACAUUCCUCAAAGGAAGAGAAGGAUUUACACCCAUUUCUUUCUGGGCAAUGGAAAUGGACUAGAUAAAUUUGUCCACAAGAGAAAGUUCGAAACCGUCACAAGGGGGUUCUCAGUGUCUGAGAAACGCAUGAAGUGGUUUAGGGGAGAGGCGUGGAAAAAGCCUGAGAUCGCAAACAUGCUGAAAGGUAUGUCUGGGUGGACUGAAGAUGGAGUGGUGUACCUUGAAGGCCCUCGGAAAAAGAGGUUCAAUAUCCAGCCUCUCCAUGUACCAUCAGUGCCUCAUAGUAAUGAAAAUAUUACGUUCUACCUGGGCUUCACAUUCAGAGGACCUGUUGCCUGCAACAUCGUUGUGAAAUAGUAUAGUAGAACUAUGAUUCUGUCACAUAUGGCUGCCUAUCAUCAUCAUCCUAAAUCAAGGGUUUAUUUUCCACCUUGUUACCAGGACUAACAACAUUAAAACAAAAAGAAGAGACACGCAUCGUCUUUCUGUAGUGUGUCAAGAAUUUUGCAGCAAGUUUUAUGAUCCAAAUUUGUUUUGUUUGAAAGUUGAAUUACUAUAUUUCAUUUGUCCAUAUUUGUACUGAACAAUAUAGGCAGUGUUUUACAUUUUUAUGUGAGUAUGCAUUUCAAUAAUUGGACUAUGAUGUGAUUGACUCUGGAUUCUAGGUUAAUAACAAAUGUAAAUACCUACUCUACAGCUUUUUUGCUUCUCAAAAAGUAACUUAAAAUCCCUGUUAAGACCUGAACUUUGUUAUUUUCAUAUUGUUUAUCAAUCAAGUUCAGGUCUACAUUUCACAUGUAUCUUGAUUUUGCAAAUGUUUUAACAAUAAAUGUUUUAAGACCUAAGCAUAAAUAUACCUUUGUUGAAAAUGUGUGAUAUAUUGAUAUACAACUGUCGCUUAUACUUUUCUAAUUUAUAUAUCUAUUUUUUGGUAGUAGUAAGAGCAUGAAGAAAUACUUAACUAUUACUGAAAUAUGUAAAAUAUGUUUUGGAGUACAAUAAAUAUUUCAGUUUGUU